Messenger RNA from Drosophila grimshawi, 900 nucleotides. RefSeq names its product probable proteasome subunit beta type-2. The record is from RefSeq and is a predicted model, not a curated record. NCBI's taxonomy places the organism in Eukaryota, Metazoa, Arthropoda, Insecta, Diptera, Drosophilidae. Gene Ontology annotation, cellular component: cytosol; nucleus; proteasome core complex. Gene Ontology annotation, molecular function: peptidase activity. The coding region runs from base 41 to 655 and encodes 204 amino acids. The transcript has 2 exons.
CAUUGCGACAAUACAUUCAUAUAACUCCCUUAAACAAGCAAUGGAAAUGGCAACUGUUAUUGGUAUAAAGGGGCGUGACUGUGUCAUACUCGCUGCCGAUGCAAUGCCGUUCGUUAUACAGGAUACACCCUUUGUAGGUCCCUCCAAUAUACAACUCCUUUCAAAGUAUUGCAUGAUGGGCGUGAUUGGCAACAAGAGCGACACUCUGCAGUUUUCAAAAUUUAUAGCAAGCCAUAUCAAAUGUUAUGAUAUUCAAAAUGGUUAUCCCCUGAAUACACCAGCGAUUGUUCACUUCUCUUGCAACAACGUUGUUGCCAAUCUACGCAACAGAGUCAAACAUCAGGUUGCACUGUUGUUGGGCGGCUACGAUAAUGACACAGGAUCACUUCUGAGUUCCAUUGAUGCCCAGGGCUCUUCACAAACCCUCAACUAUGCCGUCUAUGGAAUGGGCUAUUCUGUAUGUAACAGAAUCUUGCAGAAGACUUGGAAGCCAGAUCUGCCCUUUGAUGAAGCUCACGAAAUAAUUCGUAUGUGUAUCAAAGAGAUUCAAAAGUCUUUGAUCAUCAAUCAAAACUGCUUUCACAUCUUUGUUGUUGAUAAAGAUGGUGUCCGUAAGCUGAGACCUCUCUGCAACAGUAUAAGUGAAACACUAUAGCAAAGAGCAUUUUUCAUAGAAAUCAUUGAGCAAUUGUAAAAGAAAUUGUAUCGAUUAAGUAAUUAGAGAGAAUAGUUGGAUUUAGUAUUAUGCAUACUAUAGACAAUUCAAAUGUGAAAGUUAGUAAAUGUUGCAGAAGGACUGCACUUGCCUUACGACACCAUAUGGCUCAAAUUUCACAAUUAAAUAAAAAGACAUUUUGUCUGUGAUUGGAUGGCUGCAAUUAAAUAACCCUUUGAUGUCGA